AUGAUUGAUCUAUUGAUUUCUAUACCAAUAUUCUUCUAUACAGCAUUAUUCGAAAUUCUACUCGGAUUUCUAUUAGGAAUAAUUUGCUUCAUUGUUCUCGGCACAAUUAUUUAUGCUGAAAAACAGGAAGCUGGUAAGAAAUUGAAUUUUUUUAGUUAGGAUAAGUUUUGAUUUUUUAUAGGCAAUGAUUUGACUCGUAAAGUAUAUGAUAGUUUAUUAUCGGACGCUGAAGAAGAUAUGAAAUCGGAAGUCGAUAAAUAUACAUUGAUGAAAUUGAGUCCGAAAGAGUUUGAAACACCGCUUCAACUACUAACAGAAUUAGUCCGCCGAAAGACUCGAUCUAAGAAAAAUCAGGAAACGAAUCAAUAUUUCAAGCCAACUUCACAACCAAAAGAACUCGUCGAGCCGAGAGCUGAUGAAAAAAUACCCGAACAUUUGAAACCUGAAUUGUUUUUCGUUUUGAAAGCUCUCGAACCACUUGAAAUUCCUUCGACAUUUUUGUUGGAUUCAGAAGAUAUUGAGAUAAUGAAUGUUGAAAAAGGAGUGACACUUUUGAAACCCGGAGAUAUGAAUGAUACUUUAAUCGUUGUUGUAAGUGGCGAAAUUGGAGUUUUUACGAGUUCCACAUCGGUGAGUUUAAAAUUAAAGGGUUGUUGAAAUCUAGAGGUAUAAAAUAAUAAAAAGAUCCCCUGUUUGAAUUUUUAGUAGAAUGAAAAUGACGUGAAAAAUGCACAUCAAACUGGUUGGCAAAUAGCCAACGUGUAAAUUUCGCAUUUUAUUUUUCAAAAAGUCAAAAUUUCGACACAUGGAAUUAUUUUUAGAAACUUUCAGAGACAAACCUAUGGUUUUUAAUUUCCGAACUUACAGUAAUCCUAGACAAUUUAUAUCAUCAAAAUUGUCACGGGUAUGUUUCUCAACCAAAAUGUUUUCUAGAAAACAGUUCCACAUGAGAUCAAAGUGAAGCAUAUCGGAAGUGGUGAUUGGUAUUUCGCAACAACUUCAAUAAUUGAUAUUUUAAUGAAACACAAAUCACCCAACAAAUAUCUUCAUGUUCGUGCUCUCACAAAUUGUCGAAUUGCAAAAUACAAACUGUCAUCAUUUGCAAGCGCAUUUCAAUUUGAUCCAGUUCCAUGGAUUCGAACAAUUCAAGUAAUUAUGACACGUUUACAACAUUGUACACUUUUCACUUGUAAUAUGUAUUUGGGAAUUGGUGGAAAAUGUUUGGAUGCAAAAAGAAAGAAACCAAAACUUGGAGAAUAUGAGAAUAUUGCAGAAUGGGACAAAGGAAAACAAUUUGACGAAGGAUGCAAAUGGUUUGCUAAUUUCUUGGGAUGUCCUGAAAAUGUCGAUUUUCUUCAAAAACAUGCAAAACUCAUACAUGCUCCAAUUGGAACUGUUAUAACUGAACAAAACUCUUUCGAAAUUGAUAUGAUUUUCUGUUUGCAUGGACAAAUAACAUUGAAAAGAAGUGGAAAAGAGAUUGAUGAUACUGGAACAUCGCUGAUUUUUAGUGUUUAUUCUGGUGAUUUACUACCAUCAAUGCAACUUUUGACAAAUGAACCAUCGAUGUGUGCAUCUACAGCUGUCAAAAAUACGAUUUAUUUGAGAUUAUCUAGAGAUCAUUCGAUUGAGUGAGUUUGAGAAACGAAUAUUUAAAAACAAUUUCUGAACAACAAUAAUAAUAUUUCAGAUUUCUGACACUUUCUCCGAAUAUUUAUCUUCGUAUGGCAUAUCAUGCUCUUCAAUUUGUCUCUCCAUUUGCCCGUGUUUUUGAUUCUGCAGUUACUUGGGUUCGAAUUGACACAGGACAUGCAUUAUUUCGAGCUGGAGAUGAUUCGAAUUCGAUGUUUAUUGUAAUGGGUGGACGACUUCGAUCAAUUCAAAAUGAAAAAAUAAUUGAGGAAUAUGGAAGAUUGGAUGUUGUUGGAAUUAUUGAUAUGGUUGAACAGAAACCAAGAAAAUCUACUGUUUUGGCUGUUCGAUUUUCGCAUUUGGUUUGUAUUGGAGAUGAUUGUUUGAAUUUUGUCAAAAUGAGAUAUCCGCAGGUAAUAAAUACAAAGAAUAUUUGACACCAAAAAUCAGAUAAUUGAACUUGAAAAUUUUUCAGGCACGGAACAUUUUGAAAAUUUUUAUUUUUUAAUAGUUCCAAAAAAUAAUUUCUAAACAUUUUAUAUUAGGAGUCGUAGGCUAAAAAAAAAUUCAAAAUAUUUUUUUGAAAAAGCGAAUUUUUUUUGAAUAAAAAACAUAAUUUUACAAAAAUAUCAAUUUGAAUUCCAGGUUGGGACAAAAUUGUUGCAACUAAUCAGUAAAAGUUGGAAAAUUCCCGACACAACCGGCGUAAUUUCACGGCGUGACAAUCUUCGAACAAUUGCAAUAGUUCCCGCAUCUCGAAAUGUUCCUUUAAUUCCAUUCACUUGUGAACUCUACAAUGCUCUUUCAACUCAUAUCAAACCACUUAGGCUAAGUAGUACGGUAGUUGGCAAGUUUUUCGAUGCCUCAAUUAUGUCGAAAAAGGUGGAUUUUGGAAUGAUGCAUUGGUUGACAGUUCAAGAAAUAUCAUUUCCAUUAAUUAUUUAUCAAUGUGAUUAUGAUAAGACAAAUUGGACGAGAAGAUGUUUGAGAAUGGCUGAUGUUAUAUUAGUUGUUGGUUUGGGAAAUGAUCCUGAAAUGGAUCAAUCUUUAGCUGAUGAAUUAAUGAUGGCAAAUGAGAAAAUGUGUCGACAGAAUAAAGAAUUGAUUCUUUUAUGGACUGAUGAUACGGUAGCACCUAAAAUGACAUCGUUUUGGUUGAAAAACACAUAUUAUUCCGGAUAUCAUCAUUUACGAAUGCCAAAAAGGAUGUUAAAAUGGGCUCGUUCGAUGGAUGCGGAAGUUGAACAACAAAUCAUCGAAUUCUAUGAAAAAUUGUGCUAUGAUCGAAAAAAUGAACUGGGUUCUGAUUUUGCACGACUUGCACGCAUUUUGACUGGCAACGCUGUUGGUGUUGUUUUUGGUGGCGGAGGAGCAAGAGGUGCAGCACAUGCUGGAGCAUUAAAAGCAUUGUUAGAAAAAGAUGUGAGGAUUGAUAUGGUUGGUGGAACAUCGAUUGGUGCAUUGUUUGGCGCGUUUUAUGCCACAACACCGGAUAUGAGAGCGUUUGAGAGAAUGAAGGAUUUCUUCCAUGACCGGGCGACAAAUAUGGUUUGUGAUGUUUUGAGUGAUAUUACGUGGAUACAUACAUCGCUGCUCACUGGACACAAAUUCAAUAAGUUAGUUUAAAUAAUGGGAAAGACAUAGGUUUUGUAGAAAAGUUGGACUUUUAAAAGUUUCAUUUAAAAUUGUUGAUUCUACUUUUCUCCCAAUUUCUAAUCUUUUUCUUUCCAAAAUUUUUUCAAAAAACUGUACCCUUCUGAAAUUUACUGGAUCAAUAAAUGCAGAAAUUUUUAAUAAAAAUUCCAAACCGUGAAAAUCAUAUUAUAAAAUUUUCAAGAAAAGUGCUUCCCUAACCAAAUUCGUCAUUUUUUUCAAAUGUUUCUAUGGUUUUUUUGUCUAAUUCCCUAGGAUUACUCACAUGCUUCACGAGAUGCUAAAUUUCACCAGCCUCGUUUUAAUUGAUGUCUGAUCAACUUUUUUCUCAUUAUUUCAGAGCUGUUCAACGUGUUUUGGGACAAGUUUUAAUCGAAGAUUCAUGGAUUUCAUAUUUUUGUGUUACAACAGAUAUCAGUAAUUCAUCAAUGCGAAUUCAUCGAUCUGGAAUUAUGUGGCCGGUUGUUCGAAGUUCAAUGUCGAUUGCUGGAUAUUUGCCACCACUUUGUGAUCCACAAGAUGGACAUUUAUUAUUGGAUGGAGCUUAUGUUAAUAAUUUACCAGCUGAUAUUAUGAGGUCGGGAUGAUUUUGGGAGGGGCUAAUUGAGAAACUUGAAAAUUUAUGAAAAAAUAGGCUACUGUAAUUUUGUCAUGCCAUACAUUAUUUUGGACGUUUUCAUUAUAUUUUUUGUUAUAUGUUUCUGAAGAUUUUUACGGUUUUCACUCGAAUUAAAGAAAAUCACGAAAUUUUUAUUUAGUUUUAGAAACAGUGAAUUUUUAAUUUCAAAAAAUUCAUUUUUUGUCACGUAUCAAAAUAAUCAGAAAAGUUUGCCUCCAAAAUUUUUCAAUAAAUGUAAUUAUUUUUUUGCCACGUGGCAAAUAUGAAAACCCUAUAUCUUUUUUUUUCUAGAAAAAUCCGGUAAAAGAUUUUGUUUUUCAUAAGUUUAUUUUUUGUGGUGCCACGCAAAUAGUUCAAGCGAAAAUACUACUGAAGUCUGUAGUCCAAAAUCUAGAAAAAAAAUUCAGAGAUCAUUAGAUAUGUUUGCUGCCACGUGGCAAAUAUGUAUAUUUUUUCAAAAAUGACAUAAUAAUCCAUAAUGUUCCGAAGAUUAUCAAAAAAUAACAAUUCAUUCUAAUUUAUCUCAACUCAUUUUAUUUUUUCAUAGAUCAUUUGGUGCAAAUGUUGUAAUUGCAAUUGAUGUUGGAAUGGCUGAUGAUAAAACUCGUCUCACAGAUUAUGGAUAUCAUUUAUCUGGUUUUUGGGUUUUAUUCAAAAAAUAUUGGCCAUUUGGUUCACCAAUUCGUGUUUUAUCAAUGUCCGAAGUUCAAAAUCGUCUAACAUAUGUUUGUUGUGUAAAUCAAUUGGAAGCAGUCAAAAAAGCGCCGUAUUGUCAUUAUAUCAAAUUGCCAACCGAAUGUUUGCCCAUUUUUAAUUUCACAAAAUUUGAAGAAGCGUGGCAAAUUGGAUAUCAAUCAACAUUAAUACAAUUAUGUGAUAUACUUGGAGAUUCGAAAGAAAAUCGAGAAAAAUUACGAGGUGAAUAUCAAAAUAUUGGAAACAAUGUUUUGAGUAAAAAUGUGCCGAAUUCACUCGUCAAUUUAUCAAUAUUACCAAUGCUUUCGAAUUCAAAUCCUAUUUCAAAUUCAAAUUCAAAUACAAAUGGAAAUAUUGAACUAAACGAGAGUCCUAUUUUGAUUUCACCAGUUCUUCCAACACAUUCUGGACCGAAUUCAGCAUCUGGAAGUUUUGAGAAAUGCUAA
Messenger RNA from Caenorhabditis angaria, 5046 nucleotides. The record is from the annotation of a GenBank genome assembly. Lineage: Eukaryota; Metazoa; Nematoda; Chromadorea; Rhabditida; Rhabditidae.